Molecule: messenger RNA, 1494 nt
Organism: Schizophyllum commune H4-8
Lineage: Eukaryota; Fungi; Basidiomycota; Agaricomycetes; Agaricales; Schizophyllaceae
Exons: 2
Coding region: 1-1494 (497 amino acids)
Molecular function (GO): protein binding
Source: RefSeq, a predicted model, not a curated record
AUGCGCCUCCUCGGCACCGAUGACUCACGUGUCGACCACGCGUCCCGCGCAUCACCGAUCGUGAUCUGGCGGCAGCUUGACUUCUUACCACCAUCACCUCCCCCCCCCAGAGUCGAAGACUCAUCAAUCUGGGCAAUGGCGAUGCAUGAAAGCGCCGAUAACGCCGCCAGUGAUCCCCAAAGUGCUCGCAACCCAGUGGCAAACUCAACCGAACGUCGUGACAACGUCGUCAAGCAGAAAGCGGGCGAAAGACGCGAGGAAAACACAGUGGUCAUACCCCGAGGAGGCGUUGGAGAUGACAUCGCCGUCAAUAAUGAAUCCUACGAGAUGAGCAAGUCGUACGCGGAUGAGAAGUCCCACGAUUUCGAGGGCCCGCCGUUCUUUCCAGAGAAUAGCUCGUCGCGAGGUACAGAGUCCUUUAUACUGGUAGCUCAAACCACUCCGGUACAUCGCCUCCCGAACGAGCUGCUCUCGGAGAUUUUCGAAGGAUUCCUCGCUUCCUCGCUAGCAGAAGACCCAUUUCUCGACAACCCUGUGGCAAUGAUCGCAGCCUCGAUCGCCCGUGUAUGUCGUACCUGGCGUCAAGUGGCCUACAGGACACCACGGCUUUGGACGCACCUCAAGCUCCCUUUUAGGCCCGGACGGCUCGACGCCUACCUUCAGCACUAUCUGGUGCUCUCUCGUGGAUUACCUCUUCAUAUCCAGCUCGCGAAUGGCUCGAUACCACAACUCGGCCCAAUGAGUGCUUACUCGUCGCGUUGGAACACGAUAGACUUACACGGCCGUGGCAGCGACUUUGCCGAGUCUCUCCCGCCCAUCUCCACACCGCAGCUCGAAGGCGUGAAUAUCAGGCUUUCCGGCUGCACGCCUUCUGACCAAACUUUGAGCCUUGCCUUCCUCAAGGAUGCAUCGAAACUCAGUCGACUGGCGGUCAUUGCGUCCAACGAGUCACAUCUCUUCACACUGACGCUGCCGCUUGCGUCUCCCAUCGUAUCCCUCAAACUGGACAUAGCAAUGCUUAGGCUCUCUUGCAUCAUCCCACCACUACGUCAGUGUCGCAAGACGCUACGGGAGCUGGACUUGGCUAUCUCUGACCCAUACAGUACGGUGAUCGGUCCCGACGAGGUAUAUAGAAAGCCCGUCUCUCUACGUGCGCUCAAGUCCCUCGUGCUGCGUCGCAAUUCUAUCGACUUUCUCAGAUACAUCAAGGCUCGACACCUCGAGGAAUUAGUGUUCGAAUUACCGGCAGCCCUCAUUUCCUCAAACCUCCUCGCCUUCCUCGUCCGCAGCCCCUCGGCGGCUAUCCACCUUCGCCGCCUGGACUUGCGAUAUCGCGACAACGAUGCGGAAACGGAGACACUUCUGCAAUGCUUCGAGCUCAUGAGCAACAUCGAAGAGCUGCGCGUCGUGACUGCCUCGCGAGCCGAUGACGUCGGGAAGCUUUUUGGGGACCUCGAGUGCUGCGAGGACGAGCCCCCCUGCUACCAAGGCUGA